AGACAGCCAAGACAGAAUACUGAAAUGCCGAUCGAUGGCCUCUAUAUGACCUUGAAUGUCGUCUCUUUUUCAAAAGUACUACAUAUUUUCACUGACAGCAGAACUAUGUACAAACAAUAUAAGGUAGUGAUAGUUAACUUUAUAUAUUUGCCUCACAAAUAUAAGCUUUCUCAAGACCUCCGGGUUCGCCGAGUUUGCAGCAGAGCACCUGCCUUUUCUACGAAAUCUCUGCAGAACGGGACCAAAGGUGUGACAAGAUUAGAAGAUUAUGUUGGAAAAUACUUGGUCGCCAUAUUUUAUCCUUCGAACUUCCUAAAACUAUCAUCACAGGAGCUAUUAAAUUUCAACAGUUAUUUGUCAAACUUUCAAGAAAUCAAUUGUGAAAUUUUAGCAAUCUCUCCGGAUUCCCUAGAAUCUCAUAUCGCAUGGUAUUGCGCGCCAAUUCAGAAGAAUGGACUUGGUGAAAAUGUCCAUUUUCCAUUACUAGAAGAUAAAAAUAUGAGAAUCUGCAAAGCAUAUGGAGUUUCUAAUGAGGAUAAUGGAAGUGCUUUAAUGAGCAUUUUUGUAAUCGAUACAAACGGACUGAUACGUAUUACCGUAUGUUUAGAUAAAGGAAUACACGUUUCUGUAAAGGAUAUACUGCGAAUGGUGAGAGAUUUACAAAUGAAAGAUAAGGAAGAUGAAUUGGAUAUUUUAAGACAUUCGGAAACAUCAGUAACAACGACGCCACUUGAUUAGUUAAGAAAAGUGAUUAGAAGUGUUAUGUGUUAUUUUACAUCUGGUUAGUUUUCAAAUGUCAAUGAUUUUUGUCUCUGUAAGACAAUCCCUUCUGUUGAACCCCAUGUAAAUUCAUGUUUAUUGUAGAAUUUCUAACUUGUUUCUUUUCAGUUCUACCGUUACUUUUAAACCUUGAUAUGUUAUGAUUUAUUCUAUCAUUGCUUCGAUUUGUUUGUUUGUAUCUACUUUCCGAUGAUAAUGCGAAACAUAUUUAUAGUUUUAUCCGAUUGGAUAAUACUCCUUAUACUUAUGAUAUGAUGUAUACAAUUUCAGCUUAGGAAAUAUAACGAAGCAUAUUUUCGAUUCGCUUUCUUUGAAAUUUGAUUUUCUAAAACUGAUUCGUUUAUUGAUAGCUUAACGUUUCGCUUUUUCGUUUCAAACUACUUUAAAUAGUAUAAACAAACAUCGGAAAGUUGUAGGCAUUUAUAGAUCGUGAUUGUUUAUAGAUGGUCAUAUUCGUUUGAGUUCAAAAUUUGUUCAUUAAUAUAUCUGUGUUUGAACUCUUAUACACCGCAUAUUUUUGUCUAAA
Molecule: messenger RNA, 1306 nt
Organism: Schistosoma bovis
Lineage: Eukaryota; Metazoa; Platyhelminthes; Trematoda; Strigeidida; Schistosomatidae
Source: the annotation of a GenBank genome assembly